AUGAUCGCUGCCUUGCUACGCUGCGUUCUGUCGUUGAAAGAUAUCGACGGGAUCAAUGUCAGCACCAUCUGGGCCAUCCGAGAAACUUUUGUUGGCAUUAUCGCCGUGAACGCAGCUUGCAUCAGACCUCUCUUCUCUUCGGCUCACUGGCUCAGCUCGAGCAAGGGCAGCAGCAGCGGGGCCAUGAAGUACACCGGAUCAGGUGAUAAAUAUGGUCACCAGCUGGUCACGAUUGGAGGCGGCGGCCAGAGCACCGAUCGCUCCAUGCCUGCAAAGAGGAGGCACAACAAGUACAACAUGACCGAGUUUGAUAACAACUCAAGCGAAGAACACAUCGUCAAGUCUUCCGAAUCCGCCAAUUGGCCCCAGGCUAGCGGUGACCGCGAUGGAAGCUUGACAAGUAAGUCUAGUGGUCAGCAUGGUGGAAUCAUGGUCACAACUACGUACGAGGUAAAGCCCGGAGAAAGCCAGCGAUGA
Colletotrichum gloeosporioides is the source of this 477-nucleotide messenger RNA. RefSeq lists its product as uncharacterized. The transcript is spliced from 2 exons. Lineage: Eukaryota; Fungi; Ascomycota; Sordariomycetes; Glomerellales; Glomerellaceae. The record is from RefSeq and is a predicted model, not a curated record. Bases 1 to 477 code for a protein of 158 amino acids.